Messenger RNA from Haemonchus placei, 666 nucleotides. The record is from the annotation of a GenBank genome assembly. Lineage: Eukaryota; Metazoa; Nematoda; Chromadorea; Rhabditida; Trichostrongylidae.
AUGAAAUCACAAACAGCCUUCCUACUCCUCAGCAGCUUGUUUUUGGUUGAUGGUCGCGAUGAGUUCGAAGAAAGAAAACAGUUUCAUGAACAGCUAUGCCGAAAAAGGCCGUCAUUGUCCAAAUGUUCUGAGCCUUUUACGAAAUCGACAUAUGAGAAAGAGUUAAUGGAUCAUCAUGAGAAAGGACGUUCAUCAUUGGAAAUGACCGCUGCACGCGCAUUUGCAGCGAGGAGCGCAGUCAAAAGAGAAUCACCAUGGAACGACGUCGACGAAGAUGCCGAGUAUGAAUACUACCUUUGGAAGAAGUACAGACGUGCUAAGCUACGACAACGACUUUUGGAAGAUCGUUUUGAGUGCGAUUUUGCCUCUUCCAGUCCCUUUAGCGACAACUGUACAAAUAAGCAAAUUUCAGAAGCAGUCCAUCUAUUCAUCACCAUUACCACUACGACAGAACGAAUCCGUAUUACAACCGACCAAGCUAUGGAUACAGGUAACUCGGUCACGAUUACAGGUCACCAAUCUAUGGCAGUGGAUACGGCUAUGGGUAUCCUUCGUAUGGUGGUUCCAGUUAUGGCUAUGGAUAUCCUUCAUAUGGAGGCUAUGGUUACCCAUCAUAUGGCGGCUACGGUGGUGGCUAUGGAGGAGGCCUGUUCAAUAUGGGGAUAA